Molecule: messenger RNA, 908 nt
Organism: Ricinus communis (castor bean)
Lineage: Eukaryota; Viridiplantae; Streptophyta; Magnoliopsida; Malpighiales; Euphorbiaceae
Exons: 3
Coding region: 73-720 (215 amino acids)
Biological process (GO): thylakoid membrane organization
Cellular component (GO): chloroplast thylakoid membrane
Source: RefSeq, a predicted model, not a curated record
AACAGCCAUGGCAAAGUAGAAUACAAAUGAGACACCCAGAUAAAACCCAAGAAACAGUAGAGUUCCAGCAGCAUGAGUGGGGUUUUGCCUUCCCCACCAUUUAUUUCCUUCUCUUCUAUUAAAUCCAAUAACCAAACUACCAACUUUAGCUGUGCUCUUAGCCCUGUUACUAAUGGUUUCUCAGAUUUAAAGCUUAAAAAGAAUUUGGCUUUUGGAUUUAGAAAUGAAACGACACAGUCUCAUACAAUCAAUCUCCGAUGUAAUAGCACCACUGGACCUGGUGGCCCUGGUUCCGGUGAUAAUGAAAGCAGGAGUGUUCUGGAUGCUUUUUUCUUGGGAAAAGCUCUAGCAGAAGCAGUUAAUGAGCGAGUUGAAUCUGCUGUUGGGGAGUUUCUUAGCACAAUUGGGAGGCUGCAAGCUGAGCAACAGAGGCAAAUACAGGACUUCCAGGAAGAUGUGUUGGAAAGGGCCAGAAAAGCCAAGGAAAAUGCAGCAUGGGAAGCGAUGGAGGCACAAGGACUUGUUUCCAAGCCUUCUACAGUUGAUGCAGCAUCAACUACAUACGGCAUUAACUCAGCAACAUCAUCAUCAACAACCACCAAUGCUGUCACUCCUACAAAUUCUUCCUCAUCUCCAAAUUCAACCGCUGUCUCUACUGCUCAGACAGGUUCAGAUCCUGCUGGGGGAGGCACUGGUUUUGGGGCGUUGAAUGAUGAUUGAGCAUGUCAUACUUCCCAUUAGAUAAGUUUAAGGCAUGGCUCACCCCUACUAGUUAAUGGCUGAAUGCCAAGCCUCCACUGCCAAUUGGAUUUGUUCAUACUUCAUAGUUGAAUGAUAUAGAGAGGUAGACUGUAUCUUCACAAUCUCACAUGAAGACUUGAUAAGUUGUUGGGUUUAAUUCUUUCACA